This is a messenger RNA of Suillus plorans, 857 nucleotides long. RefSeq lists its product as uncharacterized. The record is from RefSeq and is a predicted model, not a curated record. NCBI's taxonomy places the organism in Eukaryota, Fungi, Basidiomycota, Agaricomycetes, Boletales, Suillaceae. Bases 251 to 637 code for a protein of 128 amino acids. The transcript is spliced from 5 exons.
UGAGGGACCCUUGAAUUACGUACAUCCUCAUAUUUAGUAGUAUUUCCUCGAUCACAGCUUUCAACCUUCGUCAAACACUUACCUGACGCUUACAAGCGCUCUCUAUCGUGUUACCACCAACUUCUGCUUCAAUUCUAUCUGCGUACUAAUCUAGUCUUCGAAGCUCACAAAUUGACGCUCGAUAUCACACUUGCUAGUACUUGCCUUGGCUCCUCGUUAUUGUCGUGUGCUGCAUUGCAAGAUAUAAACGAUGGCUUCUUGGAUUGAUAUAAUCGCCUUUCUAACCACAACGAUUCUUUUUGUGGGGACCAUCUUCGGCAUAGUCCUCAUUGCGAAACGCCUUUCAGCGGCCGUUCAGAAUACGAAGCAAUCUCUUCAGAACAAAGGCAUCUCUAUAUCAGACAAGGGUGUGUCAAUCAAGACGUCAAAGAGGUUUGACAGGGAAAAUUACGUGGAUGCGACUCAACGCGGUAUAAUCAAAGUCUUAGACGCAUCCAACUUCCCCGCCAGCGGCACGGAUGACUCUCAGCACCACUUCAAAUCUAAGUCGAGCAGCGACCUGUUAUCGGCAGAUAACGGCUCUCACGGCGCAAAGACAUUUGGAAUACGGCGAGCGCACAGCGGGGCGAGUAAGUGAGAAUAUGUAUGAACAAACCUCUGGGCGGAGGUAUGACCCUCCAUGGAAUUCACCUUGUGCACCAGAUAGCGGCCCAUGGCUGCACUGGUGCCGAAAUUAUUUUCAGGGAGCUAUUUAGGAGCUAGGUACAAUUUAUCAAUCUGUAAUUGCGCGCAGAUCAAGCGCGGGUAGUUUGGACAGUAUUAAACAUAUGCUUAUUACAUUUGGAACUUCGUUUGAA